AUGGCGACCCUGAGCAUCAAUCUAGUCAAUCAGUCUGGCUCGAACACGGCCUACGCCUAUAUUACCGGCCUGGCCAUUGACAACAACAAUGCGCUGUUCCUCCUGCAAGCCGACGGCAAGACGGCUUACUACCCAACAUCACCGUCGACCACGGUAACUGCCCUCGCGCAGGACUGCGCCAUCCCGCUCGGUGCAUCGGGAAGCACCACCGCGGUGACCAUCCCACAUCUGGCGGGAGCCCGACUGUGGUUUGUAGUCGGCGGCAAAUUGACCUUUUACGUGAACCCGGGCCCCGCGCUGGUCGAGCCAUCAUCGUCCAAUCCUUCGGACGCAAACUACAAUCUGGUUUGGGAUUUUUGCGAGUUCACCUGGAACUCGUCACAGCUCUUUGCCAACAUUACCUACGUAGACUUUGUCUCGCUGCCCAUUGCCUUGACGUUGACGACUACGUCCGGCGCGACCAAUACCGUGGAAGGCCUCCCAGCCAACGGGCUGGCUGCUAUAUGCUCCGAACUACAGGCCCAGAACGCGAAAGACGGGGCGGGCUGGGACAAACUAAUCGUCACGAACAAUGGCACCAACCUUCGCGCCGUGUCUCCAAACACCGGCAUCAUACUCAACAGUGGGCUGUUCAGUACAUACUACGCUGGCUACGUCAAUCAAGUCUGGUCCAAGUAUACCAGCACACCUUUGACAGUCAAUACUCAAGGGUCGGCAGGCAAUGUCACCGCAACAGUCUCUAACGGCACCCUCAACUUCUCAACUGGGGGCAUCUCUUACGCCCAGCCAUCCACGGCAGACAUCUUCAGCAACAGCUCUGGCGCUUUCGCCGUCUCGGGAAAUAGCACCAAGGACGCGAUCACCGCUCGUCUGGCUGCCGCAUUCAACCGGUCUACUCUCCUCAUCGACUCAGACCAGCCGAACGGCGAGAUAGUCGCGGAUUACUACCAGAACGCCAUCACAAACCAUUACGCGCGCAUCUGCCACGCGACGAACCUGGACAAUCUUGGCUACGCAUUCCCCUACGAUGACGUUGGUCCCACCGAUGGCGUAGACCAGUCAGGAAGUGUCUAUGACCCCAAUCCGAAGCUGUUGACUGUUACUCUGGGCGGGAAACAGACUUGUCUGGGGAAGACUAUGGGGAAGACCAUGGGGAAGACCAUGGGGAAGACUCUGCGCAAACUGUUCCGGAAGAAGUGA
Molecule: messenger RNA, 1200 nt
Organism: Penicillium cinerascens
Lineage: Eukaryota; Fungi; Ascomycota; Eurotiomycetes; Eurotiales; Aspergillaceae
Product: glycoside hydrolase family 64 protein
Exons: 1
Coding region: 1-1200 (399 amino acids)
Source: RefSeq, a predicted model, not a curated record